Rattus rattus (black rat) is the source of this 931-nucleotide messenger RNA. RefSeq names its product growth-regulated alpha protein. Gene Ontology annotation, cellular component: extracellular region. Gene Ontology annotation, biological process: cellular response to lipopolysaccharide; inflammatory response; antimicrobial humoral immune response mediated by antimicrobial peptide. The coding region runs from base 48 to 338 and encodes 96 amino acids. Lineage: Eukaryota; Metazoa; Chordata; Mammalia; Rodentia; Muridae. The record is from RefSeq and is a predicted model, not a curated record. Gene Ontology annotation, molecular function: CXCR chemokine receptor binding; chemokine activity. The transcript is spliced from 4 exons.
AACCAGCUCCAGCACUCCAGACUCCAGCCACACUCCAACAGAGCACCAUGGUCUCAGCCACCCGCUCGCUUCUCUGUGCAGCGCUGCUGCUGCUGGCCACCAGCCGCCAAGCCACAGGGGCGCCCGUCGCCAAUGAGCUGCGCUGUCAGUGCCUGCAGACAGUGGCAGGGAUUCACUUCAAGAACAUCCAGAGUUUGAAGGUGAUGCCGCCAGGACCCCACUGCACCCAAACCGAAGUCAUAGCCACACUCAAGAAUGGUCGCGAGGCUUGCCUUGACCCUGAAGCCCCCAUGGUUCAGAAGAUUGUCCAAAAGAUGCUAAAGGGUGUCCCCAAGUAAUGGAGAAAGAAGAUAGAUUGCUCCGAUGGCGUCUGUCUGGUGAACGCUGGCUUCUGACAACACUAGUUUUACACAUUGUACGAUUUCUAUUGAGGGUCCUAUUUAUUUUAUGUAUUUAUUUAUUCCACCAAGUGUGUGGUUUUUAUUUUUACAUUAAUAUUUAACGAUGUGGAUGCGUUUCAUCGAUGGUAGUUCAAGUCCGAUUGUGCCGUUUAAAGAUGGUAGGCUUUAAAUAUCUCAUUAAACUAAUAUUUAUUGGGAGACCAUUAAGUGUCAACCACAGUGCUAGAAGGUGUUGAGUGGGAAGAAGGGCGAAGAGAUGAGAGUCUGGGAUCGUGUUUUGUGUUAGGGUGAGGAAAUGUGUGAGAGGCUAUGUUUGUAUGUUUUGAAAAGAAUGUUAUUUAUUGAAAGCUGUCUUUCAUAUUUUAUGGUCAACAUUGAUGUGUUGACGCUUCCCUUGGACAUUUUAUGUCUAAUUCGUAGGGCACAAUGCCCUUUUAUAUUCUUUAACCAAUGUUCCUUCUCGUCUCAGGACAGAGAAGUUCCAAGGACUGUUACAAAUGAAAUGAAAAUAAAAGUUUUAUUAAAAAAAA